Tachysurus fulvidraco (yellow catfish) is the source of this 2017-nucleotide messenger RNA. Its product is annotated as UPF0500 protein C1orf216 homolog. Lineage: Eukaryota; Metazoa; Chordata; Actinopteri; Siluriformes; Bagridae. Bases 272 to 1324 code for a protein of 350 amino acids. The transcript has 2 exons. The record is from RefSeq and is a predicted model, not a curated record.
UCUCAGAUUUCGCUAGUCCUCCAUUGGCAAUAAUUUCAUACCAUAAUUAACACGCAGAUGUGAUAAAUUUACGCAAAUUAACGCGGGUUAAAUCCUACGGCUGCUUGCGGUUAUUUCUCUUUUCCAUAAUGCUGCCCGAGUCACCUGCAUAGGAUCAUUAGGAUUUGCCCCCGAGGCUCUAUAGGAUGACAGACGACACCAUGAAGUGAUUAGUUCAGUUACCUCUUCUGCUAUAGGUCAUUAGAAUAUUUUCUGAAAUUGAGAACUCUCAAUGUGGCACCACAAUACUGUUGAUUUAGCGAUUCACUCUCAAAGAAACAUGCUGAAACAAGAUCGACCUGUGAACGCUGCUUUUGGAGGUCACCUUGGAGGUACAAAUUCGACCCUGCGUAUUCUCGGCAACAACCAGAGGAUGUUUGAGAAGGAUGGGAACUUCAACUUCCUGGGUCAAGAUGAAAACACAAUGACUGGAGAUGAGAACCGCAACCAAAUGCGUCCUCGAGCUUUGGGCCUGACAAGCCGCUAUCCACCAACGUCUGCCAACCACUAUGUGCCUGGACCCCUGUCUCCCCUCUCUCGCCUUCCCUGCUGGAGCCCCCUGGAACCUCUUCCUGAGAUUGACAGUGGAGAAGACACUGGAGGCAGGGUGCCUCCUGAUGGAGCAGAAGAGGGCAAAAUAGAUGAGGAGAUGAGGAGAAUGAGUGAUGAUGAGAAGGAGGAAGAGCAAGAAGACCUUAUGAAAGGUAAAGCACAAGAACGGGUGGAGGAUAUAGAAGAAGAUGGGGUGUUGGACUGGGAAGAGAGCGAUGAAGACUUUGAGUUGAGUUACAGGUCAGAAAGCUCUUCACCUCUUACCAUUGAGAGCGGAGAUGUAACUGGGGGAGACUCCCUGAACUUUACGUGGGACCGCAUCUGUGUGGGAGGUUCAAACUCAGAAAAUAGUGAUGCAACCACAAACCUGGAGGGAAAACAGAAUGCUGAAGAGGACAAGAAAGCUGAGAUGCACCGUAAGAGGCUGGGAGGUUCUAGCCUAGCUGAAGAAGCAUGCUCCGAUUCAGAGAGUGAUCCCUGCUCUGAACUGCCAGAACUCAUGGAGGCUGUGUGGACCAUGGAAGACCGAGAACGGUUCAAAGCUGAGGAGAUGGAAAAGCACCAUGUGCAACUGACCAUGUACCGUAGGCUCGCCCUGAUCCGUUGGGUGCGCACCCUGCAGGAACGUGUCCAAGAACAGCAGAACCGACUCCAGUCCAGCUUCGAUAUCAUCCUCACUCACAGGAAAGAGCUGCUUCGCAUGGGCUCAGCUGCAGCUGCUGUUAGCCAGUAACAACACCAGAAGAGAGAAAAAACAAGAGCAAGAGAAAGAGCAGAGGCGAAGACGGUCAAGCAGAAACAAAUGACUAAGAACAGUGACAGAGAAGGCCCUUUUAAACUAUUUCCUGCAUCCCUCAUCUGUCAGUCCGGUCUUGUAUAUGUCUGUGCUUCAGACUCUGUUUUUGUCUUUGCUAUCAUACAUUGUUCUUGAAGAUACAUCAGUGCAGUGCUGUGCAUGCCUGACCAAAGGUUUCUUACUUAGUGCUCAUCCAAACCAGUAUGAAAUCCAGUAUAUUUGGCUUCAUCAAACUAUAUAUAUAUAUAUAUAUAUAUAUAUAUAUAUAUAUAUAUAUAUAUAUAUAUAUAUAUAUAUAUAUAUAUAGUUUGAUGAAGCCAAAUAUAAAAGGGAAAGGGUUUGAAUUUCUGACAGUUCAUCAGGUUUGUCUUUUGGGUGUUAAUGAAUGAAUAAAUAUUUAACAGUUUUAUUUUUAUUGGGUGUCCCUUAAUGAAUACUGUACAUACCAAGAUUAUCGAAUGAAACCAGUUCAUUAUGAUAAAAAAAAAGGCAGACAUAAAAAACAUUUAGCCAGACAACAAAAACACUUUCUAAUUGUAAUAAUUGUAUGUCACAACAAAAUUUCACAGUAUAUCACUGCACCUUUUUUGUCUAAGCUUUCUUUCCAUUAAUAAAACACAUCCAAAGAUA